AAGAAAACCGUAUUUUCGUAACCGUAUUUUAUUGGGACAGUACAUCAAAUCAUUUUCUCUGUGAAAGAGUGUGGCCUUGGAAAUUGAUUUGAAAUCCGCUACUAUAAAAGACCUUAUAGCCUUCAAAGAAAAAUAGAACCCAAAAAAACAAAAAACAAAAAAAAAUCAUAUUCCCAAAUUAUUUUAUUUUAUUUUAUUUUUUUUAAGAUCCUUACUGUUGGAGUACCCUAGAGGCUUUAAUCUACACUGUUUAAUUUAUUAUCUUUCAGAUCCUUUCGAUUUUCCUUUACUUAAAUUCUCUUCAUUCACGGAUUCAUGAAGUUUUGAUUUGUCGCACGCUUUACGAGGUAAGGAAGUAAAUUAGUUCAAAACUGCUUUUUUUUUUUCAGAAAAUAAAUUGUUGCUUGUCUGUUUCCUGAGAAAGAGUGAGAUUUUCAUGUUUGAUUUUAGAGUAUGAUGGAUUCUGAAGAUGUCUUGCCUGUUGAGGGGCUUGAGGUUGCCCUUCAAAAUGGUGUUAAUAGGAAACUUCAGGUGUCUGAGGACGACGAUGGUUUUUCAGAUAAUGUGACUGGGAAUGUUGAGAAAACUUUGGAGACUUGUUUGCAGAAUGAAAUGGAUGAUAAUGGAAUAACUAAGGAAGAUAGAGAAGGAAUGAGUGGCUUCGUGGAUAGCAAUGGAUUGAUUGAUUCUAAGGAAGGGGAAGUUAAAGAUAAUGUGAAGCAAUCCAAAUCUCAGAAGGUUCAAGGGAAGACCAAGAAUGAGAACCCCUCAGGUCCCAGAAAUGUUUCUUCAGCUCUAGUGAAGAAAAGUAAAGAUGGAAAAAGUGCAGAGGCGACUUUGACAGCUUCAAAGGGUGGUUCUCUAGCUACAAAUUCACGUCCAAAACAACCUCUUCAAAGUAGUAGAUCAUUUAAUGAAAAACAUGGCAAUGCAUCCAAGCAUUCUGAGAAAUCUGGUGCAGCCUUCACUAAAGGCACUAUGGAGAAACCCAAGCUGAAGCCUCUGAAGAAAGGACCUAUUCAUAAAACUGAAGUAGACACAGAAUUGUCAAGCCCCAUGGCAGCCGAUGCCAAACCUCUUAGGGUUGGUACCCUUCCAAAUUAUGGUUUCAGUUUCAAGUGUGAUGAACGGGCUGAGAAAAGGAGAGAGUUCUACACUAAACUUGAGGAAAAAAUUCAUGCAAAGGAAGUAGAAAAGAGCAAUUUGCAAGCAAAAUCCAAGGAAACUCAAGAAGCUGAGAUUAAGAAGUUUAGGAAGAGUUUAAACUUCAAAGCAACUCCAAUGCCAAGCUUCUAUCAGGAACCUGCACCUCCUAAGGUGGAAUUAAAGAAGAUACCAACUACAAGAGCUAAAUCUCCAAAGCUUGGUCGAAAAAAAGGCUCAGUUCCUUUUGAGUUCGAUGCUGCUAGCAAUAGCAGUCACCAAUCAGGUCGGCGAAGUCUGGAUGAGAAAGCAUCUCAGAGCAUCUCUGCCAAAUUAAUUUCUCCGGUUCAUGCAAAGAAGCCACAGCGUAAAUCCCUUCCCAAACUGCCUUCUCAGAAGACUAGUUUGGCUGGUGCAACAAAUGAGGAAAAAGCAUCUAAGGAAUUGAAUCAGAAAAAGGUAACUGCAUCCAAAGCAACUGCUGAGGGGAAAGUAGCUUCAUCCAAAACAACCUUAUCCAAUGCGACAAAUGAAGAGUUUUCUCCAAUUCAACUAGAGGAGGCGGUUCCUACAGUUGAUUCAGGAGAAAGUCAGCCUGACAUUGAUCAAUGGCCAAUGAUCGGAGAGCAAGGACAGCUGGACUUUAUACAGGAGCCUAUUGCACCAUGAUGUUCAUAUACAAAGCUGUUGACCUCAUUUUGCCUUAAGGAUGUCUAAGACUGAAUUACUCGACGAUCAAGGUAUGAAAAACUUCUACAUUAGCUUAUGAUGUCUUCUCUGAUAUUUGGCAGCUUUGGUUGUUUCGGUCGUUGCUUGCAGGACUCUGUGUCUAUCUUUUACCGAGUUGUCCUAAUGUAUGUGGUUUAAGGAUGGGCUUUAUUGAAUAUAUUUUGGAAAGUUUUAGGAGUUUUUCUUUUGUUGUUGUUUAGAUAAAUCCAUGAUUAGGGUUUCUCCUUGGCGCUGAAUAACUUGGUAUUGUGAAUUAAAAGUCCUUUCUUAAUUUCUUUGAA
Gossypium arboreum is the source of this 2153-nucleotide messenger RNA. RefSeq names its product protein WVD2-like 6. The transcript is spliced from 9 exons. The record is from RefSeq and is a predicted model, not a curated record. Gene Ontology annotation, molecular function: microtubule binding. The coding region runs from base 454 to 1812 and encodes 452 amino acids. NCBI's taxonomy places the organism in Eukaryota, Viridiplantae, Streptophyta, Magnoliopsida, Malvales, Malvaceae.